AUGGGGUUCACUACCAGCGUGGCUUACAGCUUCCCGGCCACCAUCGUCAACACUCGCGUGGUCCUGGUGGAUGACGCCAAGCCGUUUGGUGGCGUGGCGGCGGCAGAGAUCACGAUGGAGGCUCCGCUUGUGCCGCUGAAGCUAAUUGAGAAGGCUGGCUUCGGUGGCGAGGACGGCCACAUGUUUCUGCGUGCCGAAGCCGAUGCCAGCGACGAGAGCGGCAUGUAUGGCGGCUUCGAUACAAUCGACCGGCGCUUCUCAAGGUCCUCUGGGGUGGUCCGCAACAUGGACCUCUUUGCCUUGCCCGUGGCUUGCACGCGCCGUGAAAACUGUGAGGCCGGCUCCUGCCAAGCUGGGUCGACGCUCCGCCUGCUCCUUGUCGCGCCCGCAGAUAACGGGUUGGAGAGUAUGAAGCGUGUUGGGUACACUGUGACGGAUCCUGGGCGGCUCAAGUAUGCGGUACCAGGUCUGCGCAAAAGCCUGCGAUCCAGCUCUGAACCUAGCCAGGACUACCGUGAGGACGGUGGCUGA
Messenger RNA from Cordyceps fumosorosea ARSEF 2679, 531 nucleotides. Its product is annotated as Heterokaryon incompatibility. Bases 1 to 531 code for a protein of 176 amino acids. The record is from RefSeq and is a predicted model, not a curated record. The transcript is spliced from 2 exons. Lineage: Eukaryota; Fungi; Ascomycota; Sordariomycetes; Hypocreales; Cordycipitaceae.